Molecule: messenger RNA, 2688 nt
Organism: Cornus florida
Lineage: Eukaryota; Viridiplantae; Streptophyta; Magnoliopsida; Cornales; Cornaceae
Exons: 11
Coding region: 17-2272 (751 amino acids)
Biological process (GO): proteolysis
Cellular component (GO): cytosol
Molecular function (GO): serine-type endopeptidase activity
Source: RefSeq, a predicted model, not a curated record
UGUAUUGGAACAAUAAAUGCUUCACUGCGUCAGGCCGAGCGUGAGCAUCGGCGGACUUGUAUCGCUCUCUUCAAGUCGGCGGUCGCAACGUCUUCCACUUGGUAGCGCCUCCAAUUUUCUCAUCAGCUUCACCGCUGCAAAAAUUCACUCUCAGCUUUCACGCUGCGUCUCAUCAUCAUCAACAGCAAUGAUAUCGACGAUGGCCUUGAUGGCUCCACCGACGGCCAAGAAAGUGAAGCAUGAAAUGGAGUUGUUCGGAGACGUCAGAGUCGACAACUACUACUGGCUUAGCGACGAUUCUCGCUCUGAUUCCGAAAUCCUCUCUCACCUCCAAGCCGAGAAUGACUACACCGAUUCCGUAAUGUCUGGGACCAAACACUUCGAAGAUCAGAUUUAUGCUGAGAUUAGAGGACGAAUCAAGGAGGACGACAUCUCUGCACCCAUACGCAGAGGUGCUUACUAUUACUAUAAUAGGACCUUGGAGGGAAGGGAAUAUGUUCAGCGUUGUCGAUUCCUUGUUUCUAAUGAUGGUGCUCCACCUUCUGUUUAUGAUGUUAUGCCUACUGGACCUGAUGCUCCUCCCGAGCAUGUUAUUCUUGAUGAGAAUAUUAAGGCCCAAGAGCAUGCAUUUUAUCAAAUUGGCGCUUUUAAAGUUAGUCCAAAUAAUAAACUAGUAGCAUAUGCGGAAGACACUAAAGGAGAUGAGAUUUAUACAAUUUAUAUAAUUGAUGCUGAGACCUUAACACCUGUGGGGAAGCCUUUAGUUGGUGUGACAUCAGAUAUUGAGUGGGCAGGUGAUGAGGCCUUAGUUUACAUCACAAUGGAUGCGAUCCUUCGGCCGGACAAGGUGUGGAUACAUAGGUUGGGAACAGAGCAAUCCAUAGACUCUUGCCUUUAUCAUGAAAAGGAUGACAUGUUUUCCCUUGAUCUUGAGGCGUCUGACAGCAAGAAGUUUUUGUUUGUUGCAUCUGAAAGUAGAACUACAAGAUUUGUCUUCUAUCUUGAUAUUUCUCAGUCUGAAAAUGGGCUUAUAGUUUUGACACCUCGUUUGGAAGGCAUUGACACAUCAGUAAGCCAUCGUGGAAAUAAUUUUUUCAUUAAGAGGAGAAGCGAAGAGUGCUUCAAUUCAGAACUUGUAGCCUGUCCAGUGGACAACAUAUCUGCAACCACAGUUCUUCUUCCUCACCGGGAAAGUGUAAAGAUUCAGGACGUACAGGUUUUUAGUGAUCAUCUUGUCACAUAUGAGCGUGAAAAGGGUCUGCCCAGAAUAACUAUAUAUUGCCUCCCAGCUGUCGGAGAACCACUUGAAAGCCUUCAAGGUGGUCGGUCUGUUGAUUUCAUUGAUCCUAUAUAUUCAGUGGAUCCAUCAGAGUCAAUAUUUUCUUCCAGCAUCUUACGGUUUUCUUAUAGCUCAAUGAGGAUUCCUCUCUCUACAUACGAUUAUGAUAUGAACACAGGGAUUACAGUUCUGAAGAAAAUUGAAGCAGUGUUGGGAGGUUUUGAUGCCUCAAAUUAUGUAAUUGAAAGGCAAUGGGCUUCUGCUUCAGAUGGUACUCAAAUUCCUUUAUCAAUUGUUUAUCAGAAGAAUCUUGUGAAGCUUGAUGGGUCUGAUCCAUUACUACUUUAUGGUUAUGGUUCAUAUGAGGCUUGCAUAGAUCCCAGUUUCAAGGCGUCAAGGCUGUCUUUGUUAGACCGGGGCUUUAUUUAUGCAAUUUCCCACAUUCGCGGGGGUGGUGAAAUGGGGAGGCAGUGGUAUGAAAAUGGGAAACUGUUGAAAAAGAAAAAUACUUUCACAGAUUUUAUUGCUUGCGCAGAGUAUCUGAUAGAGAAAAAAUACUGCUCUAAGGAAAAACUGUGCAUCAAUGGAAGAAGUGCAGGGGGAUUGCUAAUGGGUGCUGUUCUUAACAUGCGGCCGGAUUUAUUCAAGGCUGCAGUAGCAGAAGUACCAUUUGUUGAUGUUUUGACUACAAUGCUUGAUCCAACUAUUCCUCUUACUACUUCAGAGUAUGAGGAAUGGGGUGAUCCUCGUAAAGAAGAGUUUUACUUCUACAUGAAGUCAUACUCCCCAGUUGAUAAUAUCAAAGCACAAAAUUAUCCAGCCAUGCUUUUCACAGCUGGUUUGAAUGAUCCACGUGUUAUGUAUUCAGAACCUGCUAAGUUUGUGGCAAAGUUGAGAGAGAUGAAACUUGAUGAUAAUGUGCUGUUGUUCAAGUGUGAAUUAGGUGCUGGGCACUUCUCAAAGUCAGGAAGGCGAGACCAGCAUCUGAAGUGAACUUAUAGGGUAGAGCAGAAUGAAGAGGCAAGAGAGAAUGGUUAAAUUGUGUGGUUACUACUCACCUUUUGAAAAGAAAAGAAAAAAGGUUGAGAAAAUGAACAUGGGCUUGAAUGGUGGUACGAGCUAUGAACCAUACUGUCUAACCAUGCAUUAAUGUUUAUUCCAUUCAUGGAUAAGAAAUCCUAAAAUUAUGCAGGUGUUAAAAAUUUCAACAAGUUGAAAAUUCAUUUAUCGAGUAAACCCAACUUUUGGAGGCAGUCUUAGUUGGAACCCUUUGGGCAUUGUGUCUUGCUUUUUCAUGUUAUAUAAUACACAGGAGAAGGCUAGUAAACAGCUUAUGCUCAAUCUCAUAUGUGUGAAUUUGUGUGUGUGCAUGCGUAUAGCAGAGGGAGACGGAUUUUAUAGCAAAGUUG